CUUCAUGAACACAUCGGAUAGAGAAGAAAUUCUCACAUAUCAAAGAUGCAGUGGAGUCUGUAUCUGCUUAUUCUGAUGGGUCAGUGUUGCUUCUUUACAUGCCGCCUGUAUGAGUACCACUUUAUUGCAGAAAACAAGAGCUGGUCUGAAGCACAGAGAUACUGCAGAGAGAAAUAUACAGACCUGGCCAAAGUGUUUGACAUGACAGACAUGAGCAGACUCCGUAACUCCACACAGAAUCAAGGAGAAGCCUGGAUUGGACUGAACAACAACACAGAUGGAAACAGGACGUGGCAUUGGUCUCUGCCAGGAGUGGAAUACAUUCAUAAUGACAGCAGCUGGAAUCAGAAUGAAAGACACAAUGAGCCGCCUGGGAACUGUGGGAGGAAAAGAUACGAUAAUGGAGAUAAAAAGCUGGUAGAUGUUUCAUGUGAUAAUACUAUGUGGUUCAUCUGCUACGAUGAAAUGAAACAAGACAAAAGAUUUUAUUUGAUUAAAGAACCUAAGAACUGGACACAGGCUCAGAGCUACUGCAGAUCCCAAUACACUGACUUGGCCAGUGGACUCAAUCAGCUAGAUGGAGGAGAAAUGAAAGCCCUGUUUACCAACUCUACCUUUAGUGCAUGGGUCGGUCUGUUCAGAGACACCUGGAGGUGGUCAGAUGGGAGUGAUUUCUCUUUCAGAUACUGGGAUAUGGAGUUAUUCAAUGAUACACAAAACAACAAGACAUGUGCUAUGACUCUGUUAAACAGAUCAGGAAAAUGGAGCUCUGAUGAAUGUGACAAAGAAAAACCCUUCUUCUGUUAUGAUGAUAAAUUGAUCCUGAUCAAAGAAAAUAAGACCUGGGAGGAGGCCUUGGAUUACUGCAGAGAGUCUCACAGGGGACUGGUCUCCAUCACUAACCGUUACCAACAGAGAUGGGCAGAGGUGAGAGCCAAGAAUGCCUCGAGUCCUUUUGUCUGGCUCGGCCUGCGCUACUCCUGCACUCUGGAUCUGUGGUUCUGGGUCAAUGACGAGCUGGUCUGCUAUGAGAAGUGGAGCAAAAACCGAAAGACUGAGGAGUGUGGCAGCGCUGUGGGCAUGGAGAGAGGACAACAUGAGUGGGUCAGUCAGAGUGAAAAUGAGAAAUACAAUUUUAUUUGUUUUAAAUAAGACUUCAAAACUAUUUUAGAAUUGAGGCAAAAUAAGAUUUCUGUUGUGUGUCACUGGGUCUUUUUUUUUUUUACUGGCAAAAGUUCAACUAAUAGCAAAAAACAUUGUUGUAAACAGCACAAUACUGGCAAUAUCUGAUAUUCACUAAAGUAAAUAUAGUUUCCUUUUGACUGCCUGAUUCAGUGAUAUCAUAUUUACUUACUUUCUUCAUUAUUACUUCAUUACUCCAUUAUUGCACUUUCGUUGUUAGAUGUCAGAAACAAUGUUAGUUUCAGUUUUCAUAUUUGCUGUUUAUUUUAUUUUAUCUUUGCAAUAUUUUUGUCUUUGUGCACUUACACUUAUAAAUUGGUCUUAAUGAUAAUAUUUCUAAAUAUUAAAAACUAAUCCAACAAACCAGAGCAUUUAUAUUGUAAACUGUCACAAAAACCAUGUAACUACUUUUUUUCAUAAUGAUGUCCUAUUUAAAGUGACAUUCUGUAAACCGAUGAUCUGUCUGUCAUGAUAAAUAAAUACUCAGUUGGAAGUGUAACAGUC
This is a messenger RNA of Oreochromis aureus, 1686 nucleotides long. RefSeq names its product secretory phospholipase A2 receptor-like. The record is from RefSeq and is a predicted model, not a curated record. The transcript has 5 exons. NCBI's taxonomy places the organism in Eukaryota, Metazoa, Chordata, Actinopteri, Cichliformes, Cichlidae. The coding region runs from base 46 to 1152 and encodes 368 amino acids.